This is a messenger RNA of Gracilinanus agilis (Agile Gracile Mouse Opossum), 2560 nucleotides long. It is a transcript of the gene TDP1, whose product is annotated as tyrosyl-DNA phosphodiesterase 1. The transcript is spliced from 16 exons. The coding region runs from base 294 to 2120 and encodes 608 amino acids. The record is from RefSeq and is a predicted model, not a curated record. Gene Ontology annotation, cellular component: nucleus. NCBI's taxonomy places the organism in Eukaryota, Metazoa, Chordata, Mammalia, Didelphimorphia, Didelphidae. Gene Ontology annotation, biological process: double-strand break repair; single strand break repair. Gene Ontology annotation, molecular function: 3'-tyrosyl-DNA phosphodiesterase activity; single-stranded DNA binding; double-stranded DNA binding.
CCACCUAUAAGUCAAUACACAGAAGUUAAGGGUUUAAAAUUAAAAAAAAAAAAAAAAGACUAGAGCAAGGUUGAUGGGAGUGGGAACCCUAAACACAUAAGAUUUUGAAUAUACCUUAAGAAAGUUUCUGAUUCACCUCUCCCAUUUUACAGAUGAAGAAACUGAGAUCCAGAGAUAGACUCGCGUGAGCUGUCAUGACCAGACAGAGAUUAGAAGCCCAGUCUUCUGAAUCCUAUACUCUUGAGAUGUGAAAAGUUAACUCAAAAUAGAAGGCAGCUCUAGAAAUCAAGAAUAUGACUCAGGAAAGCAGUUAUGGAAAAUGGACUGUUUCCAGCAGUGAUGAGAGUGAAGAAGAUGAAAAGACAAACCUUGAGAAACCUUCUACCUCUUCUCUGCCCAGUUUUGGACGAGAUGUGCUGAAUGGCCCUGGAUAUACCUGUUCUGAUGCCCGGAAAGCAGCUUACCGGAGGAAAUUAUCUCCAGUAAAGUUUGACAGUAAAAAUGCAUCUUCUGAAAAGUCAUCCCUGAAAAGGCAGAAGAGUUCCCAGGAAGAUUUAGGCUGGUGUCUGUCUAGCAGUGAUGAAGAAUCCCACCUAAAUGGCCAAUCGGGGCAGCCACAGAAAGGGACAGUCAAAGAGGAAAAAUGUACAUUUCCAAAAGAACCAUCUAAACCCACCCCCAGAAAUUCCCACCCUCUGGUCAUCCCAAAGUCCCAAUUGGACUAUGAGGCUUCAGAUGAAUCCCAAGAACCUUGGGACCUAUUAGAGGAAAAGAACCCGUUCAGAUUUUAUCUCACAAAAGUCUCUGGAAUUAUGCCAAAGUAUAACGCUGGAGUACUCCACAUUAAAGAUAUUUUAUCUCCUCUGUUUGGGACACUUUUGUCUUCAGCUCAGUUUAACUACUGCUUUGAUAUAGAUUGGCUCAUAAGACAGUAUCCACUAGAGUUCAGGAAGAAGCCCAUCUUGCUCGUGCAUGGGGACAAAAGAGAAGCCAAAGCUCGAUUACAAGAGCAGGCAAAGCCUUAUGGAAACAUCUCCCUUUGCCAGGCCAAGUUGGACAUUGCUUUUGGAACUCAUCAUACGAAAAUGAUGCUACUGUUAUAUGAAGAAGGUCUUCGAGUCGUUAUCCAUACUUCCAAUCUUAUUCAGGCUGACUGGCACCAGAAAACUCAAGGAAUAUGGCUCAGCCCUUUAUAUCCACGGCUACCAUAUGGAACACCCAGUACCUCUGGUGAAUCAUCAACAAAUUUCAAAUCUGAUCUGAUAAAUUACUUAAUGGCUUACAGUGCUCCUUCUCUUAAAGAGUGGGCAGAUAUCAUUCAAGAGCAUGACCUUUCUGAAACAAGAGUAUAUCUUAUUGGUUCAACUCCUGGACGAUUUCAAGGCAAUCAUAAAGGAGACUGGGGCCAUUUUCGACUUAGAAAGCUACUGAAAGAGCAUACCCCGUUGAUCCCUGAGCAACAGUCUUGGCCUGUUGUGGGCCAGUUUUCAAGCAUUGGCUCCUUGGGAGCUGAUGAGUCUAAAUGGCUUUGUGCCGAGUUUAAAGAGAGUCUGGUGGUUCUAGGAAACUGUGGAAAGUCUCAAGGACAGCAGGAUGUUCCCCUCCAUUUGAUUUAUCCCACAGUGGAGAAUGUCCGGAAGAGUUUGGAAGGAUAUCCUGCUGGUGGCUCUCUUCCAUAUAGCUUACAAACUGCAGAGAAACAACUUUGGCUCCACUCCUAUUUUCACAAAUGGUCAGCAGAAACAUCAGGCCGUAGCAAUGCCAUGCCUCACAUUAAGACUUAUAUGAGACUGUCUCCAGACUUUGCAAAGAUGGCGUGGUUUCUCGUCACAAGUGCAAAUUUAUCUAAGGCUGCUUGGGGAGCUUUGGAGAAAAAUGGUACCCAGCUGAUGAUUCGCUCUUAUGAACUUGGAGUUCUUUUUCUUCCUUCUGCAUUUGGAAUGGAUACCUUCAAAGUCAAGAAGAAAGUCUUUUCAGAAAAUCGGGAACCAGCAACCUCUUUUCCUGUGCCCUAUGAUUUGCCUCCAGAAAUUUAUGACAGUAAAGAUCGUCCGUGGAUUUGGAAUAUCCCCUAUACUAAGGCACCAGACACACAUGGAAAUAUGUGGGUCCCAUCAUGAAAUACUUAAGGCAGCCUGAAGAAGGGAAAUCAGAUAGACCCUGAGCCCAUAGACUGGAUUCUUUCUUAUUCUCAAGUAUACAAUUAUAUUUAGAAUGUCCACAGGAAAAAAUAAUAACCUUAUGGAAAAAAUAUUGAACAAAACAGUUAAAAAUAUAUGUUCAAGGAAUUAAAGGUGACUUUUCCUGAUUGUAUUAUUACUAAAACUUAUUUUAACUGAUUUUGGUAUGCAUACAUUUUGAAUUGAGGCUAUCAGAGAAAAAUGCUCAAAGAAAUUGGGUUUUACAUUAGCCUCAAUCUUUUCUAGAUUCAAACUUGUCUCAGCAAAUUUGAAUCCAAAGUUGUUCGUGUUUCUGUAUUAUGUUCCCACCAUCCACUGUGAAAGAUGCUGUUUGUGCCAUUGAAACUCUGAAAGAAUAAAUAAAUGAUAAUUUAGUUAAA